AUGACUAGUGUUAAGGACGUGGCCACUGGCUUAUCAUUGAAAGCUGCUUCUAUGCUUCUACUUAUGCAAGCAGAGGAAGUUUUUGAUACUGUCCAUGCUUUGAAAGAGAUGGGGAGGACAGCCAAAUGGCUUAGGAACUUGUUGACAGGGAAGAGAGACAGAGAAAAAGAGAAGGAAAAAUGUGGUACCAACCUGUGUUUGUUAAAUGGCACAACAGAAAAUCCAACCACUCCUGCUUCAACAACAACAACCCCCAAGGAGAAGAGAAGGUGGAGUUUCAGGAGAUCAUCGGCUUCCAGGGAACUGAAUCUUGCAGAAUCUGGUGUCACUGCUUCAGUGACAGUGCAAACUGCCACCACAUAUGCUGGGAAUGAUCAAAGGAAACAUGACAUGGUGGUCGCUAUGGCUCCUGCUACACCUGAUACUGCUAUCAUCUGCUUCACUCCAAAUUCCAAUAUAUCAUCAACAAGUAUUGAAGAGGUUGCAGCCGUUACAAUUCAGUCAGUGUUUCGGUCCUACUUGGCAAGAAAGGCACUUUGUGCUCUUAGAGGACUAGUUAAGUUGCAGGCACUGGUGAGGGGUCACUUGGUGAGAAAACAGGCCAGGGAGACACUGAGAUGCAUGCAGGCUUUGGUCAUAGCACAAGCCAGGGCUCGUGCUCAGAGGGCAAGGAUGGUGUCAGAAGGAAAGGUUGAUCAAAAGCUUUCACCCUACAGAAUAACCACAGAGGACAACUUCUUCAUGCAUAUGUAUAAUGUGAGUCCAAUAACAGCUGCCAACAAGCUUUCAAAUUGUAGAAUGAUGGAAAUGGACAGUGGUUUGGAGUUGGAAGAGAAUGCCAAGAUUGUUGAGAUGUCUGUCUAUGAACCAAAAGGUAACCCCAGAGGCAGAAACAGCACUGCGAAUCGCGAACUUCCUGAUCAUAGAUUUUCAGCAUAUUAUUCAUCAAAUGGUUCAUACUCAAAGGAGGAAAACUGCAAUGCAUCACCUGCACCAUCAACACUGACAGAAUUGAGUCCAAGAGCAUGCAGUGGUCAUUUUGAAGAGUGUUCCUUCAGCACAGCACAAAGUAGUCCCUAUUACUACUCAGCAGUGUCAAGAGUGGAUAACACAAAGCUACCUUUUGCCUUCCCUAAACCAGCCUACACAGAACCCAUGUCCUAUGACUACCCUUUGUUUCCAAACUACAUGGCCAACACAGAAUCAUCAAGGGCCAAAGCCAGAUCACAGAGUGCACCAAAAGCAAGGCCGGAUUCGUUCGAGAGGCAGCCAAGCCGGAGAAGGCCUUCCAUGGAAGGUAGAAAUGUCCCAAGACCAUUGAGGAUGCAGAGGUCAUCUUCACAUGUUGGUGUCACUGCCCAAAACUACCAAUAUCCUUGGUCAAUAAAGCUUGACAGGUCCAUAGUCAGUGAGUGUGGCUCUACAAGUACAAAUGAGUGA
Molecule: messenger RNA, 1440 nt
Organism: Sphenostylis stenocarpa
Lineage: Eukaryota; Viridiplantae; Streptophyta; Magnoliopsida; Fabales; Fabaceae
Source: the annotation of a GenBank genome assembly